This is a messenger RNA of Carassius auratus (goldfish), 4574 nucleotides long. RefSeq names its product alpha-2-macroglobulin-like. The record is from RefSeq and is a predicted model, not a curated record. NCBI's taxonomy places the organism in Eukaryota, Metazoa, Chordata, Actinopteri, Cypriniformes, Cyprinidae. Gene Ontology annotation, cellular component: extracellular region. Gene Ontology annotation, molecular function: endopeptidase inhibitor activity. The transcript has 34 exons. The coding region runs from base 141 to 4520 and encodes 1459 amino acids.
CAGACUAGAACCUUGAACUAGAACUGAGACGGACUGUGAGAAGCUGUAGAGCAGUGAACAGUGGUAGACUGUGGCAGAAGUUCAGCUGGGUUUCUGAAGGAGACACUCACUCGACACCUGGACUUGGCUGAUUGCUCUUCAUGGCUAUCAUGGAGAUUUGUGUUCGGGAAGGUCUUCUUUUAGCCCUUUUCUUCUUUGCUGUUGAUGGAAACCGCUUAAGACCGAUUGCUGUUGAUAGACCAAGAUUGGAGCCGUUUGCUGUUGAUGGACAGAGAUCAGGGCCGUGGUUCUUGGUGACUUUUCCUGCAGUGAUCGAGGCUGGCUCUAAUGCCAAAUUGUGUGCAAUUCUUCUGAAACCCAAUGAGUCGCUCACAAUGACCGUUUCUCUGCUUGAUGAUCAAAACCGAACAACUCCUCUUGUGCAGCAGAGAUAUGCUUCUGCAGCAAUUUACCGCUGCUUUUGUUUCCAGGCUCCUUGUGUAGAUGUGGAGACCGUGUGGAAACUGAGUGUGGUAGUUAAAGGGAAGUGCUUCAAAAUGACCGAAGAGAGGAAAGUUAUGUUCAGACCUUCCCUGCCUUUGACCUUCAUCCAAACAGACAAGCCCAUCUACAAUCCAGGACAAUCUGUGAAUUUCCGAGUUGUGACAAUGGAUGCUAAAUUUGUGCCUCUUGAUCAAAUGUACAGUCUGGUAGUUGUGGAGGACAAUCAGAAGAACCGAAUCGGUCAGUGGACAAAUGUUUCCUCAACGCAGUGGAUAUUGCAGCUUUCUCACGGUUUAAACCCCGAGGCUCAGGUCGGGAUGUACACACUGAGGGCUUUUAUUGGUGACCGGAUGACCUCCCAGGUUUUCGAGGUGAAAAAGUAUGUUUUGCCCAAGUUUGAUGUCACCAUAAAUGCACCACAGAUAUACAGCGUUGGAGAUCUGUGGCUGAAAAUUGAGGUUUGCAGCAAAUACACAUAUGGGCAGCCUGUUCCUGGUCAGGCGUUGGUGGAAGUGUGCCGUGAGCCAUAUCCAUACGUUGAGGUUCCUGGGGUGACUCGUCUGUGCAUCAAUAAAACUGCUGAGAUGAAGGACACUGGCUGUGCCUCCCUUUCCUUCAGUACGUCAGUGUUUUUCACCACUAGAUUUGAAAAUAAUCUGCAAGAUGUGUUUCUUAUUACUGCCAACGUCACUGAGGAGGGAACAGAUGUGCUGCUGUCAAAAUCUGCAACCGUGUCCAUUACGUUUGAAGUUGGUAAGGUCACAUUUUUGGAGCUCCCAGAUUUCUUUGACCAUGGAUCACUGAUUACUGGAAAGGUUUCAGCAUCUUAUUUCAAUGGGGAACCAAUUGCAAGCAAGGCAGUCUAUCUCUUGGAUAAUGGCCAAUGGCCCAACAAACUGCUUUUGAAUGUGACAACAAACCAGAAUGGACUUGCCGAUUUUUCCCUCAACACCGCUGAUGUCCCUAAAGCUGAUCUUAGUCUGGUGGCCAGUGCGACUACAGAGGCUGUUAAUGGCUACAGAUCGCCAUACUUCUCUUCAGACAGAAGAAUAGUAAAGCUUUUUCAAUCUGCCAGCCCCUACAGCCCAACGUUUAGUGAACUGACAAUAGUGAAGCUUGAGCAGCCGCUGAAAUGCGGUGCCAACUAUCCAGUAACCAUCAAAUAUUCAUUUGUUGGUGAGACUGGUGACUUCAGCACUGAUAUCAUCUAUAUGGUCUUGUCCAAAGGAGUUAUUCUCCUUCAUGGAUUUCAUAGGGUUCAAGCCUGGGCUUCUAAUGGCAUCCUGAGUGGUGCGGUGUCAUUCCAGCUGUCUGUCAGCGUAGAUAUGCCUCCAGCAGCGCAGAUUCUGGUCUUCUGCAUUCUACCCAGUGAAAACGUAGUUGCUGCUAGUGCAUCCUUUGACACAGAAAAGUGUUUCCAAAACCAGGUUUCUCUGCAGUUCUCUCCAGCUACAGCUGUUCCUGGUGAGGGAAGUGUUUUGACGGUCUCUGCUCAAGCAGGAUCCCUGUGUGGCCUCAGUGCUGUUGAUCAGAGUGUCCUGAUCAUGGAGCCAGGAAGACGUCUGAGUGCUGAAGCGGUGUUCGGCUUACUUCCAGUGCAAGGGGUAUCAGAUUUUCCAUUUGGUGUCGAGGACGAACAGGAAUGCCUGAAUGUUCGACCCCGUCGAGCUGUUCCUACAGACCAAGCAUACGACGCUUUCAAGAGUGUGGGACUGAAGAUCGCAACAAAUCUGCCUGUCCGAGACCCUCAGUGCCUCAAAUACAGAGACAUGAAUUACUAUCGCAACUACUUCUAUGGUGGUCGUCCUGUUGCCUUUCUAAAACCUGAAAUGGCUUUUGCUGCAGUAGGAGUUAGUGGAGACCGGAGCAGUUCCCCUUUUGUCAUUACCGUCAGGACUUACUUUCCAGAAACCUGGAUCUGGCAACUUGCUCAAGUGGGAGACACUGGAUCCACACAAGUUCCUCUCACGGUUCCUGACACUAUCACAACAUGGGAGACCGAGGCAUUUUGCUUGUCCUCCAAAGGUUUCGGUUUGGCUCCUCCUGUUAAACUGACGGUCUUCCAGCCCUUCUUCCUGGAGCUCUCCCUGCCUUAUUCCAUCAUCCGUGGAGAGUCUUUUGAGCUGAAGGCCACUGUAUUCAACUAUCUGUCCAAUUGCAUCAUGGUUAAAGUAACUCCAGCUACAAGCUCCGCCUUCACACUUACACCAUUUAAAGAGCCAUAUUCAUCCUGUCUCUGUGCUAAUGGGAGAAAGACAUUUAAGUGGGUUCUCUUAGCCUCUGUUCUUGGAUCUGUCAAUGUGACGGUCAGUGCUUUGGCUGAAGAAUCCCAGACUCGAUGUGGCACUGAGAUUGUGACUGUGCCAGAGAGAGGACGCAUUGAUGUAGUCACUCGAAGUCUACUUGUUCUACCUGAAGGAGUUGAGAGGACAAAUGCCCAGAGCUGGUUACUGUGUCCAAAGGAAAGUGUUCUUACUGAAGAUGUGAUUCUGACAUUUCCGACAAAUGUGAUCCGGGGAUCAGCCAGAUGCUCCGUUUCAGUCCUUGGGGACAUAAUGGGCCGUGCACUGAAGAAUCUGGAUCGGUUAUUACAGAUGCCAUUUGGCUGUGGAGAACAAAAUAUGAUCGUUCUUGCUCCCAAUAUUUACAUCCUGCAAUAUCUGGAAGUCACAGGUCAACUCACCACAGCCAUCCGACAGACUGCCACCGGUUACCUUCAGAGCGGAUACCAAGGACAACUGAACUACAAGCACCCUGACGGUUCAUACAGCACAUUUGGUUAUGAUGAAUCAAACACAUGGUUGACUGCCUUUGUCCUGAGGUCUUUUGGUCUAGCGAAACGCUUCGUAUUCAUCGAUCCAAAUGUCCUUCAGAGUGCAAAGGACUGGCUGAUAAGCCAGCAAGGUUCAAAUGGCUGUUUCACGCAACGGGGGACUUUGUACCACAAUGACAUGAAGGGUGGAGUUGAUGAUAAUGUGACCAUGACCGCCUACAUCACUGCAUCGCUGCUUGAACUCGGUGUCCCUGUCACGGAUCUUGUCAUCACCAAUGCUCUGUCAUGCUUGAGGCCUGUUGUUGGCGACCUGGCAAACACUUAUGCCACCGCUCUCCUCACUUACACCUUCAGUUUGGCAGGAGAGACCAGCACUCGAGCACAGCUUUUAAACACCCUGAACAACCUUGCCAUUUCUGAAGGCAACAAGCUCCACUGGUCUCAGACUUCUUCUGGUGAUACUCUGGCGGUGGAGAUCAGCUCAUAUGUGCUGCUAGCGGUUCUUGCUGUACAGCCUCUCACGACGGCUAAUCUGGGAUAUGCUAACCGCAUUGUCAACUGGCUUGUGGCCCAGCAGAAUCCCUAUGGAGGCUUUACCUCCACCCAGGACACAGUGGUGGCUCUUCAGGCUCUGUCCAUGUAUGCCACUCAAGUGUUCAGCUUGGAUGGCUCCAGCACAGUUACUGUACAGUCCUCCGUGGUAGGAGGAGAUGUUCAUAACUUUGACGUGACUCUGGACAACAGGCUGCUGUAUCAGGAAAAACAACUGGAGAGCGUUCCAGGCAUAUAUAGGAUUGAAGCAACAGGAUCCACUUGUGUGUCUGUGCAGGUUGCAUGUUUCUAUAACAUCCCAACACCCAAUAAAGUAGCCAGGACAUUGAGUGUCGAAGCGAAGGUGACUGGAGACUGCCAACCACUUGGAGCCAAUCUUAUGUUGAACUUCAUGGUGAAAUACGAUGGCCCAAAGUCAAGCACUAACAUGGUUAUAGUAGACGUUAAGCUCCUGUCGGGUUUCACGGCAGAUACGUCACCGCUUGGAUCUCCACCUAAUUCCUUUGCCCCGCUUGUGGAGCGCGUUGAUGCUAGAGAUGAUCAUGUCCUGGUGUAUCUGAAAGAGGUUUCCAAAUGCUUCCCCAUGAGUUACAAUCUGCAGCUGAAACAGGUUCUUGCAGUGGAAAAUCUCAAGCCAGGGGUUAUCAGCGUUUAUGACUACUAUCAGCCAAGUGAUGCAUUUGAGACCACCUACAGAAGUCCCUGUCCAUGAUUUGAUUCGGUACCAGUUAGAGAAUGACUCCAGCAUUACUCAAAUAAAGCUGAU